Molecule: messenger RNA, 1424 nt
Organism: Laetiporus sulphureus 93-53
Lineage: Eukaryota; Fungi; Basidiomycota; Agaricomycetes; Polyporales; Laetiporaceae
Exons: 5
Coding region: 164-1234 (356 amino acids)
Source: RefSeq, a predicted model, not a curated record
GCCCAUUUCGUCAUAGCGAGGGUUUUUCGGCCUCUCAUCAUGCACUAUGGUCCUCUGAGGCACGGUGCCUCGCUGUUGUCUGCUCGUCUGACGUCCGUCGCCCGAGUUAUACCUCCCAUUUCCUGGGUGGACAACAUCUUUGAUUGACUUUCCGUGCGCAAGCAUGCCCAUCAUGCCGCACAUCCUCGGGGAGAAAGGAAUGCAUGAGUUCCCCUUCCCAGCGAUGGACGCGGGCAAACUGUCGCCGGCCUCCACCAACACUGACACCCUCCCUUCCGCGCCUUCCAGGCCGCGAAGCUCGUCGUCUCACACGACAUCACAGCGGUCAGAUUACUCUCCCCCGCCCCGCGUCAUACGCAACCAUGCACCUCGCGAGCGUAUUCGAGCUCCCGACCAAGGAUCCGAUUACUCCAACGCAAAAUCUGGACUCCUCGCCCGACUCCUCUCCCUCUCGCGCGAGGAACAUUCCGCUGCCCACCUGCAUACUCUUCUCGCCGUGACUACCGACCGUCUCCGCUCCGAGACUUUCCGCGCUGACGCCGCCGAAUCACGCGCGCUCGAUGCCCUGCACCUAUUGCGGCAAGCAAACCAGGCCACCAUCGCAGCUCGUGCCGACUCCGCGCGCGCGACUGAAGAGCUGAGUCUGUACCGGAUGCGCUUGGAAGAGGCGCAGAAGGAGAUCCUCAGGGCGCAAGAGUUGGUGAACAGUCUGGAGAAGGAGAAGCGUGAUGCCGAGGCGGAGGCGGCGCGGGCGAGGACGGCGGCGCGGAGGUGGAGGGAGGAGAGCGUGCUGAGGAGGGCUAGGGAGCAGGGGUAUUGGCAGGGAAGGCAGGAGGCGGCGGUGGUGAAAGGGAACGAGGAGAGGCGAUAUCGAGAGGGGAAACAGGCUGGAGGGCAGAACGAUCCACGGCGAUACGCUCGUCGUCAGACGGUCAUGAAUGAUUUAUUUGACGAAGAGGAGGAGGAGGACGAUGGUGGAGAUGACGAUGCAGGUGGGGACGAUGGUGAAAAUGACGGCAGUGAUGGCAGCGGCAGUCAACCGGAAGAGAUCUUCCCCGUUCCUCGCUCUCCUCCCGGCCAACAACCCCCUUGGCGUGUUCAAAUGCCAGCCGAUAGUCGACCUCGUCCUUCGAGACUCAGAUCUCCAAAUUAUUCUACUGCCUUCCCCGAUCCAUCAUCAAUCCUAACCAUGCUCGCACACCAGCCAUCCGAACACUGCACUCGCAUACACUAGGACCGGGACGAGCCCCCCACGACGUCUCGCGAAACUGGGAUACCCAUACCGAUAGAGAGGAUGCAGCAGCGACGCUGUCCCCAUCACAUACACACACCGCCCUUUCACAGCCUGCGCACGCUAGAGUUCGCACGGAACCCUCGACCCAUUACCAGCCAACUGACCACAAUCAAGACUACGCAUACGUGAA